Molecule: messenger RNA, 1693 nt
Organism: Beta vulgaris subsp. vulgaris (sugar beet)
Lineage: Eukaryota; Viridiplantae; Streptophyta; Magnoliopsida; Caryophyllales; Amaranthaceae
Exons: 8
Coding region: 173-1579 (468 amino acids)
Source: RefSeq, a predicted model, not a curated record
CACACACAUUCCAAUUGUUAUUGGUGCUCAAACGCGAUAUGAAAUAACUGGUGAUGAACUUUAUAAGGAAAUAAGUGCAUUCUUCUUAGAUGUUGUAAACACGACCCAUAGUUUUGCAACAGGAGGGACUUCAGUGUCCGAAUUUUGGAAAGACCCGAAAAGGUUAGGUGACAUGCUACAUUCCGAGAAUGAAGAAUCCUGUACAACAUACAAUAUGCUAAAGGUUUCCCGUAACCUGUUUAGAUGGACAAAACAAGUGAGUUAUGCAGAUUAUUACGAGCGAGCACUUACAAAUGGUGUGUUAAGUAUACAAAAGGAAAACGAACCUGGUGCAAUGAUCUAUAUGCUUCCUCUUGGUCAUGGAGUCUCCAAAGGAAGAAGUACUCAUGGUUGGGGAACUCAGUUUAAUUCUUUCUGGUGUUGCUAUGGAACAGGAAUCGAGUCAUUCUCAAAGUUAGGAGAUUCUAUAUACUUCGAAGAGGAGGCGCAAAUGCCUCAGCUUUAUGUGAUUCAGUACAUACCUAGCUCAGUCGAUUGGGCUUCCACACAAAUAUCACUAAUCCAAAUUGUAGAUGAUGUUGUUUCCUGGGAUCAGAGCCUCAAAGUAAAAAUACAAGUGUCAGCCAAGGAGGGUUCAGGGAUGGCUACCUUGAACUUUCGGAUUCCAUCUUGGACAUCUUCGAGCGGCCUAAAAGCUUUUCUUAAUGGCGAUCUUUUGCCUUUGUCAAAUCCAGGUACUUUUCUAUCUGUAUCUAGGAUUUGGGGUAAUGCAGAUGAAGUUGAACUACAGUUUCCUCUGGUACUCAGAACAGAGUUUGUACAAGAUGAUCGCCCCAUCUUUGCUUCCCUUCAAGCAAUUUUGUAUGGACCUUUCUUGCUCGUGGGUCUAUGUAUGGGGGACUAUGACAUCCAAGUUGGAUCAGUGGACUCUACUUCAGAUUGGGUAACUCCAAUUUCAUCUGACUAUAACUCCCAUCUGGUUUCUCUUGCACAAGAGAGUGGAAAUACAAGGUUCUUCCUCUUCAACCAGAACCAAGUCAUCAAGAUGCAUGCUUCACUUCAAGAUCGAAAUGACUCAUACGUGCAUGCUACUUUUAGGCUCAUUUUGGAGAAGGAAAUCUUAGGACAAGAAGGUAUUAUUGGACAGUCAGUCAUGCUAGAACCUUUUGAUCUUCCCGGAAUGGUAGUUGCUUACAAUUAUCAAGAGGCACCUAAAGACGGGAUCAUGGUUGUUGAUUAUAGCGCUUUUGACCACAAGGCGGGAUCUGCUGAAUUUCUGAUCGUCAAGGGAUUGAAUGGUAAAAAUGGAACGAUUUCCUUACAAACAAAAGCCGGUUGUUUCAUAUAUGCUGGUGUGAAGUAUUCUAAAUCGGACACUAAUGUGAUAAUGAGCUGCAAAAAUGAAUCAUCUUGGGAUAGUAUGUUUAAGGAGGCAGUGAGCUUCACAUGGAACCAGGGAUUGAAAAGUUAUCAUCCUGUGAGUUUCAUUGCUAAAGGGUUAAGGAGAAGCUAUGUUCUUGAACCGUUAUUUGGAUUGAAAGAUGAAUCCUACAAUGUGUACUUCAAUAUUACCAAGUAGUACUAGAAGUCUUUAAGGUUCGUUUUAUGUCCACCCUUUUUUUAACUUCGGUAAAUAAUAAGAUGUAAUUAAUGGAUUGUGGCUUGCCAUUUACUAAUAAGUAAAUUUGUUGUA